This is a messenger RNA of Caenorhabditis auriculariae, 5907 nucleotides long. The record is from the annotation of a GenBank genome assembly. NCBI's taxonomy places the organism in Eukaryota, Metazoa, Nematoda, Chromadorea, Rhabditida, Rhabditidae.
AUGUUCAUCCGGAUUUGUACGACGAUAAUCCGCCGAGUCGUUGUCGAACCGCGAAUUUCGAAGCAGCAAACCUUCAAUUUUCACGCUAGCGCUGUAUUUUUGCAUCGAGGAGGCGGUGGAGAUGGGUUCGUCUUGCCUUUUUGUGGUCUUCUGUCCUGUCUCAGUCGAUUUGCACGUUUCCAUGGCUUCUAACGCUACUUUUAUACAUAUUUUGAAUGCUUAACAAACAAAAAAUGUCUGUCCUGAUUUUUAUCCUUGAAUUGGAGGCCAAAAGAGUUGAAAAGCUUUUUUAUUAUGUGUCCUUCACUAAUUGAAGUCCUCGAAACUUGAGAAAAAGGAAGUUCAAGAAGGCGGUUUUAUGUCAUUUCCGCGCAUCACUACAUCUUCUUUUGUUUCAAUAGAGAAUCUUUGCGAUUUAUGCUCCUCUUCAGAAACUUAUACGAAAUACGUGAACUCGAAUCAUGAAAAGAUCAAAAGAAAGUGUGACUAAGUUCGCUCCAUUGAGAAGGUUACAAAAACGUUUUUUUCUCAUCAUUUUUUUCUGAAAUUUAUUCAAUUUUUUCUACCCCUAUGUUGUGCAGAUAGGAUUUUCGAUACACAGGAUUUCUGAAUGAGAACCGAAACCUUCACUUUCCGAAAAUAAUUUUUACCCUCUCAAUUGAGAGACUCAAGCCCGAUAAUUUGGAAGAUGAUUUCUUAGCAUUCAUUUCAUUUCAAGUCAUUUUCUUCGCCGUGUGAUGACAUUAUUUUGACGUGUACUCGUUUAUCUUAUCGUUUCAAGUGUAUGACGUUAGUUCUGCCGCGUCUGUGGUCAUUUUUGACAUUUUGGAGGCGUUUCAUUUCAUCCUAUAGAUUUCUUUAUAAGAAGGAAUAGGAAAACUUUAUGGGCUUUGAUAUUUUUUUGCUCUUUUUUUCCCUGAAUCUUUUUAAAAAAAGUUCAAUUUAGUUAAUUGAGAUGUAUGAAAAAAACGAUGAGAGGGCUUCAAUUUUUCCAAAAAUUGAAGUAUAUCUGCGCACCAAUACGAAUAAUUUGCAAGAGUCCAAGCUUAGAUAAUUAGGAAAUGCUGUGCAAGACGAGUGGUCACUCUGCUAACUGAUAAGCCGAAGAUCGUCGAUUAUCUGAUUUUUGUUAUGUUGCUAUGUUGGCCAUCCGUUUUUCGCUGAAACAGCAUGGUGCUUUUCCCCACGUUGACCACGGUUUCUGGUUGUUUGAGCUUUGUUUUUGUGAAGGAAGCGCUGGGAAAGGAGUUCUCGAAUGUUUACUGUGCCCUCGUGAUCGGCUAUUUAAACUGUACGAUGUCCACACUGAUAACACUUGUCAGAGUUGCCGGACCUCGCCCCGUUUUUGUCUUUUGCGAGUAUUAUUUUGUACGAUUCAUUUCCUUUUCAGAAUGGCAGUUUGUGGAGCACCAGCCACCGUUAAAUUCGAGCGUUUGCCCACUUUCGCCAAGCCGAUCCACUACGAUGUUCAGCUGGCUCCCGACCUCCAACAGUUAAUUUUUCCUCUCAAAAUAACUAAUCAUUUUCAAUUUAAGGUUCAAAUUCGAUGGAAAAGUCUCUAUCGACGUCGAAAUUCUGGAAGAUACGGACGUUCUGAAGGUUCACGCUCAGACGCUUGCCAUCAAUGGCGCUUCUGUCAAGAUUGAAUCUAAAGGUUUCCAAAAAGAGAGGAAUUUCUUUAUAUUUCUGAUUCACAGUUUAUGACAAUCUUUCAACGACUUACGAUGAGAAGCUCAACAUCCUCACUGUCAAAUUACCGGCGAUUUUGAAGCCACAAAAAGUACUUUCUUAAUUUCUUGUUAAGCAGAAAUAUUGGAACUUUUUGAGGUCGUUCUGGACUUCAAGUUCGUCGGAGAACUCAACGACAAAAUGCGCGGUUUUUACCGCAGUUGCUACAAAGACGCAAGUGGAAACGAGAAGUUCCUGGCUUCUACGCAGUUUGAGGUGAUUUUCAAGGAAAAAUGUUCAAAAAAGUAUUUAUGAACUCAAAAAAUACAAAAAUCGCACGAUCAAGAAAGACACUUCGAAAUUUUUUUGAGCUUUUGAAAAAUUUUUGAGAAAUCAAAGUUUUCCAAAAGUUUCUACCAAUUUCAUGAUAUGAAAAUUUUUGAAAAACGAGUUCAACGUGGCGUUUCAAAAAAGCUGUAUGAAUGUAAAAUUAAGAAUUCGAAUAAUUUCCGUUUUUAUUGCCAAAAUAUUUGCUCCCUUGGUUGAUUCAUCGAAAAAAACGAUAAGGGCAAAGUUUUUGAAAGGUAGUGUACCUUAAAUAUUAAUACAAUUGCUUUUUUUUUCAAAUUUCUAUGGGUCUGAAGAUAAUUUAUGUAAAAAUUUAUGGUCUAAUACUUUCAAAAUUUGAAAAAUUGGUGAAAGAACUCGUGUUAAAAGGUUUUAAGCCAUUUUAAGACGUUCGUUUUUGGAAAAUAAAUAUAAAACCGUGUGGCGGCUUUUAAAAAAGAAAAAUGUUUUUCUGGCUUGAAAAGUCUUUCCUUCAGAGUAGUGGAAGCUGUGGGAAUAAGAGUUUUUUCCUGAAUAAGGAAGGAAGAAUAUUUCAGUCAACAUACGCUCGGUUCGCCUUUCCUUGCUGGGAUGAGCCGGUCUACAAGGCGACCUUCGACGUGACCCUUGAAGUGGCGCCUGGUCUCACCGCCCUCUCCAACAUGGUCUUUCCGAGCUCCUUUUCUGAGAAAUUCAACUAUUUUUCUUCUUCAGAAUGUCGUUUCAACGACACCUUCUUCUAGCGGAAAGACAGAGAUCGUCAAAGUUCGCCACGAGCCCCAAAAUGAGCUCUUAUCUUGUCGCUUUUGCCGUUGGAGAGCUCGAGUACAUCAGUGUGAGGCGGAAAUGUCAAAAAAAGAAGUUUUAAACGGGAUUUUUCAGACCAAGACGAAAAGCGGCACGGAGAUGCGCGUUUACACAGUUCCCGGGAAAGAAGGAACAAGGCCGCUUCAGUUUGGAUCUUUCGGCCAAGUAAAGAAAACACUUUCAGAGGAACUCAUAGGAAAUUAUGUGGUUUCAGGGCCAUCGACUGGUACAACGAAUGGUUCGACAUCCCAUACCCAUUGCCCAAAUGCGACCUCAUAGCCAUUCCCGACUUUCAGCAUGGGUACGAAUCGAAGUUGUUUCGAAAAAUCGCUUCACUGUUUUGUCUGAAGUGUAAAUUUAUAUUUUUGGAGAACAAGCAGUUUAUAGUAAAAAGAAUUUCAUUUUUUUCAUUUUUUUCGAAAGGUACAAUUUUGAGAUUAUUUCCGUGUUUCUAAAGUGAUUUCGCGAAAUUCAAAAAUAGCCGUCAAAUAGUGAAAAGAUAACUAAAUUUAGGAGAAUCAGAGAUAGUUUUGAAUUUAGUCGAAAUUAAAUUUUGUUGGCAUUGUGCCUCCAUUUUUUUUUUCUUUCGAUAAGAAAGUAACUGAUUACGAACUACAGUCUAUUCAGUUUUUUUCGGAUGCUUUGAAAAAGGUGGCAAAACGCCAAUGGAACCUUUUUUUGUUCUUUUGGCUUCGAAAAACAUUUAUUUUUUUAGUUUUUUUAAGCGGAAUAAAAUUAUAUUUGAUUUUGAUAAUAUAAAAAAAGUAGAAAAAAAGGUAAAAUUUUUGUGAAAAAUUAGAUAAUCUCUGAAUUUUCGAGCUUGAUUAGUCAGCCCUGAAUGCAAAAAACGCUGUUUCUUAUGAUUUUCAAUUCAAAACCUGAUUCAAAUAAGACUCAACUUAAAAAAAUGAAGUUAAAAUGUUUUUCCAGUUAAAAAAACAUGUACCUUAAAUUUUUUUAUUGGAUAAAUUUUUUUAAAAUUUGAUACAGUUAAAAAUUGGCUCGAUGUAUUUUUAAUAAGAAGGAGUAGAUUUUUUUUUUCAGGAGCCAUGGAGAACUGGGGACUCGUGACCUACAGAGAAGUCGCCCUUCUCGUCGACCCCGCGGUGACGUCAACGAGGCAAAAGUCGCGCGUCGCCCUGGUCGUGGCUCACGAAUUGGCCCAUCUUUGGUUCGGAAACCUCGUCACGAUGGUUGGAAAUGCGAGAAAUCAAAGGGGAAAAUGAAGUUGCAGCGUUGGUGGACGGAUUUGUGGCUGAAGGAGGGUUUCGCCUCCUUCAUGGAGUACAUGUUUCGUCGGCGCAAACUGUCCCGAGUUCAAGAUUUGGCUCCAUUUCGUGCACGACGAACUCGCGUCCGGAAUGGAACUCGACGCUCUCCGCAACUCUCAUCCUAUUGAGGUUGCUCCCGAAGAAUACUUGCUGAAAAAAAAUUUCCAGUUUUGGAAUAGCCAUUUCGAUAUUAAGAUUUUCGCUUCCAUGGGUCGCUUUAUCAAAAAAUCACCAGAAAACAAAAAAAUCAAUGAAUUCUGAUUUUUGUAGAUGAAAAUGGUUGAAAGAUUCCGGUAGUAAAUGGAAGAUUUAUUUUUAAAAAAAUGCUUAUUUUUUUUGAUAUAUUGUUAGUAAGGUUGCUCUCAAAAAAUUGUUUGUUCAAAAAAGAGAAAAAAAUGUUCUCUUUCUUCUGAGUUGUUUUCUGUCUUAAUCUGAGGGAAGGAUCCAUUUUCAACAUUUUUUUCCUGUUCAAAAAUGAUAAGUAGAUAAAACAAUUUUUUUUUAAUCAAUGAAAAAAAUUAUCAUCACUGUUAGUCAAAUAUAUUACAUGACUCUUGCAUAGCUUUCAAUUUUUUCGUAUCUGUAUCAUCCAGUUUGAGCUUCAAAAUGAUUUUUACCAUCUGAAAAAUCGAAAUCAGGUUGAAAUCGACAACCCGAACGAGUUGGACGAGAUCUACGACUCGAUCACCUACGCCAAAUCCAACUCUGUCAACCGAAUGCUCUGCUAUUACCUCAGUGAACCAGUUUUCCAGGUGAAAAUUGGUUUUGAUAAAUCUUUAUAAAUUUACUUUCAGAAAGGCCUGCGAUUGUACCUGAAGAAGUUUUCGUAUUCCAACGCGGUCACACAAGACCUGUGGUCGGCCCUCAGUGACGCUUCUGGACAGGUUCAAUGACAAAAAAGGAUCUUCAACUCAGUUUGAUGUUUCUAAAGAACGUCAACGAGUUGAUGUCGGGCUGGACCAAGCAGAUGGGCUUCCCCGUGGUGAAAGUUUCCCAGAAAAAGGAGGGCGACAAGCGAAUCCUGACUCUGGAACAGAGAAGAUUCAUCAGCGACGGCGGAGACGACUCGGCCAACUCCUUGUGGCAGGUGGUUUCCGGAGAAAAAAUCGAGAUAAUCAUGGAAAUUUAUGAAUUUUUGACUUCCUGAGAAGUUUUGUUAUCGCUAACGAGAAAAAGAAAUCAAUGCUGGGUCUUGAAAUUAUAUACAAACUGGGAGAUAAUUUAGUGGGAUUUGUGGAAUUUUGUUCAAAUUUGCUCGAAGGUUCAUUGAUUAACUGGAAAAUUUUUAAUUAUAGGUCUUGAAACUUUACAGAAACAGGGAGGUGCUUUUUGAAAGUAUCUACAAUUCGCUCAAAAAACCAAAAAUUGUUUGGCCAAAGAAAACCCAAAAAACAGCAGAAACUGAGCCUUCUGCAUUCAAUUUUUGUGAAAAUGUUUCACUAUCAACUCAAUUUUUCUAGGUUCCCAUCACUGUUUCUGUUCAAAGUGCGCCGGAAGACGUCAAGGCUCGUUUCGUUCUGAAAGAAAGGAAACAGGAUUUCGUUGUGGAAGGCGUGGCUGAUGCCGACUGGGUCAAGGUAAGAGAUCUAAUUUUUUUUAUUUGAGGUUUCCUGGAAUUUCUUUAGAACUCUUGCCCGCCUAAAAACGGCCAGAAUCAGUAGAAAUGAAAUUUUUAAUUUCACUAUAUGAAAUCCCUAUUGGUGCCACUUUUGCAGGCCCCUGUAGGUUAAUUGGAUCCUAGGGGCCCCUAUAGGGAUCACUCUGGAGUUCCUAAGUUACUUCACUGAUAAAUUUUCAGUUGAACGUUGGAACGACCGGCUUCUUACCGAGUUGA